GGCUCUUGCAGUCCCGAGAUCCAGUCAUGGCCGACCCAGAAGAGACUUUCGCCUUGCAAGCCUCUCCCGGUGCUGGGUCCGAUUCGAGGGAGGUUCCGAGCGAGGCCAAAGGCGAGAAACCCAACGGGACGUCCGGCAAGUCGCCGUCCUCGCAAACCACUUACAUCCAGCAGGGUAUGGAGGGCAUAAAAGUGUACCUGCACGAGAGGGAACUGUGGGUGAAAUUCCACGAGGUGGGCACCGAGAUGAUCAUCACUAAAGCCGGCAGGCGAAUGUUCCCCAGCUUUAAAGUGAAAGUCACCGGCCUGAACCCCAAAACGAAAUAUAUCCUGCUGAUGGAUGUCGUGCCCGCAGAUGAUCAUCGAUACAAGUUUGCUGAUAAUAAAUGGUCGGUGACCGGCAAGGCCGAGCCCGCCAUGCCCGGGAGGCUGUACGUGCACCCGGACUCUCCGGCCACGGGUGCCCACUGGAUGCGGCAGCUGGUCUCGUUCCAGAAACUCAAGCUGACCAACAACCACCUGGACCCGUUCGGACACAUCAUCCUGAACUCGAUGCACAAGUAUCAGCCCAGGAUCCACAUCGUCAAGGCCGACGAGAACAACGGCUUCGGGUCCAAGAACACGGCAUUCUGCACGCACGUCUUCCCCGAGACCGCCUUCAUCGCUGUCACGUCCUACCAGAACCACAAGAUAACGCAGCUUAAAAUUGAGAACAAUCCGUUUGCGAAAGGUUUUCGGGGAAGUGAUGACAUGGAACUGCACCGAAUGUCCAGAAUGCAAAGCACUAAGGAUUACCCGGUGGUCCCUCGCAGCACGGUGCGCCAACGAGUGAGCUCCAGCCAGAGUCCGUUCAGCGGGGACGUCCAAGGUUUGGCCACCCCGAGCACCCUGAGCUCCCAGUACUCCCAGUGCGAGAACGGUGUGACGAGCACCUCGCAGGACUUGCUGCCCCAGUCGGGCUCCUAUCCCCUCCCCCACGAGCACGGCCAGGAGUACCACUGCAUCAAGAGGAAAGCAGCAGCAGAGGAGGACUGCCACUCUGGCGAGCACAGCUACAAGAAAGCCUAUUUGGAGAGCUCCUCCGGCGAGGACGAGCAUUACUACCGCUCGGUGGGCUACGCGCAAAGCCUGGGCUUGGCCGCAGGGCCCUACCGCAGCGAGUCCGGCCAGCGGCAGGCCUGCAUGUACGCCGGCGGCGCGUCGCAAGGCGCCGAGGCCGUUCCCAGCUUGGAGGACAUCAGCUGCAACACCUGGGCUGGCGUCUCGCCCUACGGGAGCUGCUCGGUGGCCACCAUGCAGCCCAUGGAGCGGCUGCCCUACCAGCACUUCUCGGCUCACUUCACGUCCGGCUCCCUGGUGUCCAGACUCGGCGGGGUGGGGAGCCACUCCUCGCCCCAGCUGUCCGACGGACACCACGCCGCCAUGUACCAGAGCUCGGUGACGCACCAGACUCUGGGCCGCCAGUGCAGCCCCGGCGCCGGGAUCCAGUCGCCGACCGCCGGCCUGCAGGGCAACGAGUACCUCUACGCGCAUGGCAUACCACGCACGCUAUCACCUCACCAGUAUCACGCCGUUCAUAGCGUCAGCAUCAUGCCGGAGUGGAACGACAACAGCUAAGGGGAGCUUCUUCGGGGUUGUCGAAGACAAAAUCUCCAGAUCCCUUUGAUAUUUAUAUUUUUACUGCAUAUGCAUUCAGCGACAUCAGUGAGAUGUCGGCGGCGAACGGGCGGCAGACUUGCAGUUGCGUCCUCUGCACUUAUAAGUGGCAUGAACGUGAGAUAUGCGAGGCUUGAACGCACACAAAGACUGCACACACACACACACACACAAAAAAGACUUCACUCGAGACAAGAAGAAGAAAAAAAAGACUCAAGGGGAUGGCGCCCGGUUGAAAGGUGCGUUGUACAAACGGCCAUUUGGGUUCAUGUUCCGAUUUUGUCAAACGGGCUUUUUCCCCUUCUGGUGUCGCGUGAUCCUUGCUUCUGAAGUUAUCGUAGCCACCAACAAAGUUCAGAAGCAUGCGAUGGACUUUCAAGUGACCGAUUAGGUUUUGAGCCUGCGUUUCGUUUAUCUCUUGCAUCCGUCCAUCGACCUAUCAUCGAUUACGAGGCCCGUUGGGAAAACAACAAUUUGCAGCCACGUUCAGUCAUUGGUGGACUAUGAGUGAAAAAUGGAGAACGGAUGGGGAGAGUUGUCAAAGCGUCAUCAAAUACUUGUGUGGACCACAACUAUAUUUCAGUCCGAGGGUCCUAUUUUUGUGCCGAGAUUUUUUUUUUUGUUACUUCGAUGGACUUUGCACAGGUAGAAUUGGGCAUCACGAGGUGUUUGUGCCUACGUGCAGCGAUGCGGGAUGGAAGUCGUCUUUUACCAUCCAUUCCUAGCGCCGUACCUCCUUUGCAUCGAAAUGAGGGUGCUCCGCGCACGGUACGCCAUGUUUGACGCCGCAGAAACAGAAACAGAAGCAGACCCGCCGGGUUCCUCGCACGACAUCGGCACGCGUGACAUAAAGUGCCUUGGGAUGAUGUCGUCGGCCGUGAAUGUUACUUGGGCAAUUGGAGACCGCCUUGCACCCCUGCGUCUGUGUGUGUGAGACCACCCCCUCUUUAUGAAUGAAAUCUUAUGACAUCGACCGCGCAUGUCCGCUUGGCUGUCUGACUGCGCCUUGAUCAAAUUCAGCAACAUUUUGUUCGACCGGCUUGACUUUAGGGGGUCUUGAAGAAGCUGAGACUGCUUGGGUUCACGUCAUGAAGCUGAAAUUCAAAAUGCAAUGUUGUUCCGGUAUUGAAAGAAAAAAAAAAGAGAGAGAAAAUUGUUUUGGACUAAUUGGACUAAACUCCUUCGGCCCAAAUCUCAGCACAUUGCAAAAACAAUCAAGAGUUA
Molecule: messenger RNA, 2879 nt
Organism: Hippocampus zosterae (dwarf seahorse)
Lineage: Eukaryota; Metazoa; Chordata; Actinopteri; Syngnathiformes; Syngnathidae
Gene: tbx5a
Product: T-box transcription factor 5a
Exons: 8
Coding region: 27-1616 (529 amino acids)
Biological process (GO): regulation of transcription by RNA polymerase II; cardiac left ventricle formation; cell fate specification
Cellular component (GO): nucleus
Molecular function (GO): RNA polymerase II cis-regulatory region sequence-specific DNA binding; DNA-binding transcription factor activity, RNA polymerase II-specific
Source: RefSeq, a predicted model, not a curated record